Molecule: messenger RNA, 791 nt
Organism: Lotus japonicus
Lineage: Eukaryota; Viridiplantae; Streptophyta; Magnoliopsida; Fabales; Fabaceae
Product: small ribosomal subunit protein S13, mitochondrial-like
Exons: 3
Coding region: 98-544 (148 amino acids)
Biological process (GO): translation
Cellular component (GO): mitochondrion; small ribosomal subunit; ribosome
Molecular function (GO): structural constituent of ribosome; RNA binding
Source: RefSeq, a predicted model, not a curated record
CAUUUAAAAAUUGAAUUAAGUUUGGCAGUCUCAAUUUAAAGGAGAAACAAAACGCCAUGGAGAAAGUGUGAAAUCAGAAUACCUAACUGCAACAAACAUGUUUGGUUCGACCGGAAUCGUUUCCAAUAUCGCUCUCCGCCUCCGUGAAAACCUAUCGUUUCGUGGUGUGGCGGUGCGGAAUAUCAACAUUGGUGGCGGUCUUGGAGGAGAGAUUCCAGAUAACAAGCGUCUCGAGUACGCUCUUCAGCACAUUCACGGGAUUGGUCGAUCCAAAGCUCAUCACAUUGUGUGUGAGCUUGGUGUUGAUAACAAGUAUGUCAAGGAUCUCAGCAAACGAGAACUCUUUUCCCUUCGUGAAUUGCUUGCCAAGUACUUGAUUGGAAAUGAUUUGAAAAAGUUAGUUCAGAGAGAUGUGGUUAGGUUGGUGGGCAUUCAGUGUUACAGAGGGAUUAGGCACGCCGACGCCUUACCCUGUCGAGGGCAGCGAACUCAUACGAAUGCUAGAACCAGGAAGGCUAUGCGUACUUAUUCAGGGACAAGAUAAGUGAUGUGCUGCUCAACUAACUCUUGAGAUUGAUGCUUAGUUUGAGCCUAAUCGAAUAAGUUUUGUUUAACACUAGUUAUUUUGAUGAUUGAGAGCCAUUGCAGCAUUGAGUUUCACAUUUUCAAUUGCCUGUUGUUCGUUUAUCUUUGCUUUGCAACAAUUAACAAUACUGGUUUUUGUUUUUGUUUUUGUCUCGUCCAGUUGGUCUUAUUUUUCUUGUUGACAAGUUUCUUGUCGUUGCUGAUUA